UAUUGGAAUAUAUGCCUAAUGGAAAUCUUAGCAAAUGGCUGUACUCUUGCGACUAUUGCCUAAAUAUAACCCAAAGAUUGGAAAUAAUGAUAAAUGUUGCAUCUGCACUGGAGUAUCUACAUCAUGGGUAUACCUCUCCAAUUGUCCAUUGUGAUUUGAAGCCCAGCAACAUACUUUUAGAUGAAGAUAUGGUUGCUCAUGUUGGAGACUUUGACAUUGCCAAGCUUUUCAAAGAAGACCAGAUAAUUUCUCUGUCCAAGACCUUGGGCACCAUUGGGUAUAUAGCACCAGAGUAUGGAUCAACAGGAACUAUUUCGACUAUGGUGGAUGUUUAUAGUUAUGGAAUUAUGCUAAUCGAAACAUUUACCAAAAAGAAGCCGACGGAUAAUAUAUUUGUCGAAGAUUUCACCAUGAGAAGAUGGGUUUUUAAUUCAUUCCCUGAUGCAAUAAUGCACAUAGUUGAUGUCGAUGUAGUGAAUGGAGUUGAAGGAAAUAUUAGAACUAAAGAGAGCUGCUUCACAUCAAUCAUGGAACUAGCACUAGAAUGCACGACUGAUUUGCCUAAGGAGAGGCUCAAUAUGAAAGAUGUUCUAAUAAGACUCAAGAAGAUCAAAAUUGAAUUUUGUCAAUGUGCAAACUAAAAAGGUUUGUUUCUUAUCACGUGUACUUUUUCCAUUUAAUGAGAACACAAAAGGAUGAUUAUUUGAAGUAGAAAGUCAUUAAAGAAAUCCUAACCUAUUAACUUUUUUGAAGCGAAGCUUAAUAUUAACUACUAUUGAAAACAGAAUUUAAUCAUCUCAAAAGCUUAUUAUAUAUUGCGGAGAUCUUGAUAAUCAUUGUGAAGAUAAUCUCUGGUUGGCUUCCACUGCUGUGUUGCGGCGGCGACGGUGGUGCGUGGUGUUGAUGUGUUGUUGGACCAAAACUGUACUGUAAAUUAAUUUGUUUAAUAAAUAAAUAAUUUUAUGAAGUACUGUAAAAUGUAUUAUACAUGUAACUAUUUUAUUAAUCUGAAGUGUGGCAUGCUA
Messenger RNA from Olea europaea var. sylvestris, 1025 nucleotides. RefSeq names its product probable LRR receptor-like serine/threonine-protein kinase At3g47570. The coding region runs from base 12 to 641 and encodes 209 amino acids. Gene Ontology annotation, biological process: protein phosphorylation. Gene Ontology annotation, molecular function: protein kinase activity; ATP binding. The transcript is spliced from 2 exons. The record is from RefSeq and is a predicted model, not a curated record. NCBI's taxonomy places the organism in Eukaryota, Viridiplantae, Streptophyta, Magnoliopsida, Lamiales, Oleaceae.